AUGUCGGCAAUUUUUAGCACAGUAGUUGAUCCCAGCAGUGUCAAUGUUGAAGAGAAGCUGUUCAAGACUCAGCUCCCAGAGGAAGUACGGCAACGAGGAGACGGCAACGAGGAGACGGCAACGAGGAGACGGCAACGAGGAGACGGCAACGAGGAGACGGCAACGAGGAGACGGCAACGAGGAGACGGCAACGAGGAGACGGCAACGAGGAGACGGCAACGAGGAGACGGCAACGAGGAGACGGCAACGAGGAGACGGCAACGAGGAGACGGCAACGAGGAGACGGCAACGAGGAGACGGCAACGAGGAGACGGCAACGAGGAGACGGCAACGAGGAGACGGCAACGAGGAGACGGCAACGAGGAGACGGCAACGAGGAGACGGCAACGAGGAGACGGCAACGAGGAGACGGCAACGAGGAGACGGCAACGAGGAGACGGCAACGAGGAGACGGCAACGAGGAGACGGCAACGAGGAGACGGCAACGAGGAGACGGCAACGAGGAGACGGCAACGAGGAGACGGCAACGAGGAGACGGCAACGAGGAGACGGCAACGAGGAGACGGCAACGAGGAGACGGCAACGAGGAGACGGCAACGAGGAGACGGCAACGAGGAGACGGCAACGAGGAGACGGCAACGAGGAGACGGCAACGAGGAGACGGCAACGAGGAGACGGCAACGAGGAGACGGCAACGAGGAGACGGCAACGAGGAGACGGCAACGAGGAGACGGCAACGAGGAGACGGCAACGAGGAGAUGGCAAGGGAAAGAGUAA
Messenger RNA from Schistocerca serialis cubense, 777 nucleotides. RefSeq lists its product as uncharacterized. The record is from RefSeq and is a predicted model, not a curated record. The transcript has 2 exons. Bases 1 to 777 code for a protein of 258 amino acids. Lineage: Eukaryota; Metazoa; Arthropoda; Insecta; Orthoptera; Acrididae.